Tripterygium wilfordii is the source of this 1652-nucleotide messenger RNA. RefSeq names its product ATP-dependent 6-phosphofructokinase 2. The coding region runs from base 60 to 1469 and encodes 469 amino acids. The transcript is spliced from 2 exons. Gene Ontology annotation, biological process: fructose 6-phosphate metabolic process; glycolytic process. The record is from RefSeq and is a predicted model, not a curated record. NCBI's taxonomy places the organism in Eukaryota, Viridiplantae, Streptophyta, Magnoliopsida, Celastrales, Celastraceae. Gene Ontology annotation, molecular function: ATP binding; 6-phosphofructokinase activity. Gene Ontology annotation, cellular component: cytoplasm.
CGCUUAAUUAUUAAGCGCUCGUCCGCUUGUGCUCUGAAACCCCCAACUCCCCCACCGCCAUGGCGAUAUCGUUGCCGGAAGCAGCCACUCUCGUCGCGGGCAAAGACCUGGAAUCACCUCUCUCGUUCUCGAAUGUUCACCUCCAAAAGGUACAUCAUUUGACCGACUACCUUGAAGACCUCCACGCCCAAACUAACCCACUUGACCAUAAUCGCUACUUCCACGCCACCGAAGGCUUCUACGUCUCCCCUACCGACGUUGUCCUCGGCCAGGUCGCCCAUGACCUCUCGGGGAAAUUCUCUUCACCUACUCCCCCACUCGCGUACCACAGGGCUGGCCCACGCAAGGAUAUCUUCUUCGAGCCCCAAAACACGCGAGCCGCCAUUAUCACCUGCGGUGGCCUAUGUCCCGGCAUGAAUACUGUCAUCAGAGAGCUCGUGGUGGGCCUCUGGGAGCUCUAUGGAGUGAGGAAAAUUUAUGGGGUAGUGGCUGGUUACAGAGGGUUUUAUAGCAUGGAACCUAUAGAGCUCAAUCCCAAACUUGUGCAUAAUUGGCAUAAGAGAGGUGGAACUGCUCUUGAGACAUCGAGGGGUGGAUUUGAUCUUGACAAGAUCGUUGAUUCCAUUGAACAUCACGAGUUCAAUCAGGUUUACAUCAUAGGCGGAGAUGGAACAAUGCGUGGGGUUGUGAAAAUAUUUAAUGAGAUUCUUCGUCGGAGACUGAAAGUUGGAGUUGUUGGAAUCCCCAAAACUGUUGACAAUGAUGUCGGCAUCAUUGAUCGAUCGUUUGGAUUCCAGACUGCAGUAGAAAUGGCCCAGCAAGCAAUCAGUGCCGCUCACGUGGAGGCUGAGAGUGCAGUAAAUGGAAUAGGCCUUGUGAAGCUAAUGGGUCGAAGCACCGGGCAUAUAGCCCUCCAUGCGAUACUGAGUAGCCGUGAUGUGGAUUGCUGUCUAAUUCCGGAGGAUAAAUUUUACUUGGAAGGAAAAGGAGGGCUUUUUGAAUUCCUUGAACAGCGGCUGAAAGAGAAUGGACAUGCCGUACUGGUUGUUUCCGAGGGGGCAGGACAAGAUAUGAUACCGAGAAGCGAUGCCCAAAAAGAAGAGAGGGAUGAAUCUGGCAACUUGGUAUUCUUAGAUGUCGGUCCGUGGUUGAAGUCAGAGCUCAAGAAUUGGUGGGCUAGAGAUCAUCCAAAUGAGUUGUUUACAGUGAAAUACAUAGAUCCCACAUACAUGAUUCGAGCAGUUCCAGCAAAUGCUACAGACAAUUUGUAUUGUACCCUUCUGGCCCAUUCGGCGAUUCAUGGUGUUAUGGCUGGUUACACCGGCUUCGUUGCUGGUCCUAUCAACGGCAUCUAUGCAUAUAUUCCAGUGGAGGAGGUGGCGAAGUCAAAAAAUGAAGUGAACACAAAGGACCAUAAAUGGGCAUGGGUGAGAUCUGUCACCAAUCAGCCUGAUUUUCUUAAGGGCUAAACCAUAUGAACCACAGUGAAUCAAACCCACCCCUAUAUAAAAGCUUCUUCUGGGUUUUUGAUAUAUAAAAUCUCUGGAGCUUCUUCUUCUUCCCUUGUCGUAAAGAUGAGAUUGAAAGCUGUUUCUAGAUCGACAGAUUGUUUGUUUUGAUACAAAUAAGAAUAAAGAUUCUGUCGUUUUCUA